Molecule: messenger RNA, 1824 nt
Organism: Colletotrichum truncatum
Lineage: Eukaryota; Fungi; Ascomycota; Sordariomycetes; Glomerellales; Glomerellaceae
Product: glycoside hydrolase family 20
Biological process (GO): glycosaminoglycan metabolic process; carbohydrate metabolic process
Cellular component (GO): membrane
Molecular function (GO): beta-N-acetylglucosaminidase activity
Source: RefSeq, a predicted model, not a curated record
AUGUUGCCCCAGCUUUUACUCCUCUCUCUUGCGCUGAGCCAGGUCGGCGCUAGCAUCUGGCCAGCUCCCAAGAAGCUCUCGACGGGCAAGAGUGUCUUGUAUAUCAGUCAAACACUGGAAAUCACUUACAAUGGGGGAUCUGUACGAUGGUUUCCUUCUCCCAAUCCCGUUUCGCAUGAUGAGGCACAUGAUACUGAAACUUUUUUUAACAUGCAGCUCCCGUAUACUUACGGAUACAGCCCUGCUCCAGGACCGACUUUCAGCAGCAAAGACAUUGUGCAAGGUGGCGUGUCGCGGGCCAUGGGCGCCAUCUUCCAGCAAAACUUCGUCCCUUGGAAAUUCCACCCGAAAAACAGCCAAUUCGAGCCGGACGUCUACGCAACCGACAAGAAAACGGUAAAAUCUUUGAAGAUCACGCAGACAGAACAGGACAAACCGAGCGCUUUCAAGCCCCUUGCCGGCGAGGUCGAUGAGUCGUACUCGCUGAAUCUUACAGAGGACGGCGAAGCGACAAUUGUGGCCAAGUCCUCCGUCGGCGUCCUGCGAGGACUCGAGACCUUUUCACAGCUCUUCUACAAGCACACUACCGGGACGUUUUGGUAUACGCCAUCCGCGCCUAUUUCGAUCGAAGAUGAACCGACAUACUCCCACCGCGGGAUUCUCAUCGACGUUGCUCGGAACUGGUACCCCGUACAGGACGUGUUGAGGGUCAUUGACGCCAUGUCGUGGAACAAGCUGAACAGAAUUCACAUCCACGUCACAGACUCCCAGUCCUGGCCACUUGACAUUCCAGCGAUGCCCGAUCUGUCCGCGAAGGGAGCCUACCAGAAGGGCCUCUCGUACACCCCAGAAGACCUGGCGAGGAUCCAAGAAUACGCCGUCCACCGUGGUAUCGAGCCAAUCAUCGAGAUCGACAUGCCCGGCCACAUCGGCUCGGUGUCGUUUGCGUACCCGGAGCUCAUUGUGGCUUACAAUGAGAAGCCGUACCAAUGGUGGUGUUUGGAGCCGCCUUGCGGUGCCUUCAAGAUGAACGAUUCCCGCGUGGACGAGUUCCUGGACAAGCUCUUUGACGACCUGCUGCCGAGGGUCAAACCUUAUACGGCAUACUUCCACACUGGUGGCGAUGAACUGAACAGGAACGACUCGAUGCUGGACGAGGGCGUCAGAUCCAACUCGACCGAGGUCCUACAACCUCUGCUUCAAAAGUUCAUGGACAAGAACCACGCGCGAAUCCGCAAGCAUGGUCUCGUACCGUUUGUGUGGGAGGAGAUGGCACUCGAAUGGAACAUCAACCUCGGCGAAGAUGUGGUGAUUCAGUCGUGGUUGGGAGCAGGGGCUGUCAAGAACUUGACUGGCAUGGGCCACAAAGUCAUCGACAGCAACUACAACUACUGGUAUCUCGAUUGCGGCAGAGGCCACUGGAUGAACUUUGACAACGGCGCAGCCUUUAAGCAGUUCUUCCCCUUCAACGACUGGUGCUCGCCAGCAAAGGGCUGGCGACUCAUCUACUCUCACGAUCCAAGGGCGAACCUGACGGAGGAGGAAGCGAAGCUGGUGCUCGGAGGCGAGGUGGCGGCGUGGAGUGAAUCGAUCGAUGCGGUCAGCAUCGACGGCAUCUUGUGGCCGAGAGCCAGCGCGGCGGGCGAGGUGUUGUGGUCUGGACGACAGGAUGCGUCGGGACAGAACAGAAGCCAGUACGACGCGGCACCUAGGCUGGCGGAGUUCAGGGAGAGAAUGGUUGCGAGGGGAGUCAGGUCGGAGCCGGUGCAGAUGACGUUUUGCACGCAAGGAGACGCCGGCGAGUGUGCCUAUGUGAUUUCAUGA